GGGUAGCUUGAAAGCAGCUGCGUACGCUUCAUGUCUCGGUAUAAGUACUGUGACGUCGCCGGGUUACGAGCUGAGUGGUUUCUAACUGAGCUUACGCAGGGAGCUUAAGGGACUCUCCACCGUGCAAGAUGAGGUCGACUGUUCUCUCCGGAUUCAUAGUGCUCAUCGUCUGCAGUGCUGUCCAUAGCGAAGGAAGCUGGCUCACCCACGCAAGGACGGCACGGGCUGCCAUGUACCCACAAGCACACGGCAUGAUGCAGCCGGAAGUUAUGCCUCUCUCAGGGUCCGGAGGUUUCCACGGGGGUGAUUCGGCAAUGUCAUUUGGGAGGAACGUAGGCUUCACUGGGGGCUCAGCACCUGCGCCCCAUGGCAUGAUGGGGGACCAUACUAUGGGAUCCAUGGGAUCCAUGGGACGAAUGCCUACCGGCGGUUUGCCGGGAAUGGACGGUGACGCGCCUCUGGCUGGUGGCCAACCUCCCUCGUCGCAUUUCUUCGGUUGAAGAAUCUAGUCUGGGGUACAACGUUUCAACGGGCACACAUCGGUCAGUGGACUGAGAAGAAGCAUCUAGUUUGACGACAUGCCGGCGAUUUCACCUGUAAUAAAUGUAUGAUGCACUCUCAUACAA
Dermacentor andersoni is the source of this 626-nucleotide messenger RNA. RefSeq lists its product as uncharacterized. The record is from RefSeq and is a predicted model, not a curated record. NCBI's taxonomy places the organism in Eukaryota, Metazoa, Arthropoda, Arachnida, Ixodida, Ixodidae.